CGUACGGUCCAAUCAGCAGAAACUUUCCUAACAGAGUAUUGUAAGAUGGCGACCGCUGAACCGGAAACCAAUCCGAGCCCGACCCUUCCCGAUGAAGAUGGAGCCGAGGAGAGCGGACAGGAGAUUGUGAGCCCGGAGGCCUACAUCAAACAUCCUCUUCAGAACAGGUGGUCUCUUUGGUUCUUCAAGAACGACAAGAGUAAAACAUGGCAGGCCAAUCUGAGACUAAUCUCUAAAUUUGACACGGUGGAAGAUUUUUGGGCACUCUACAACCACAUCCAGCUGUCCAGUAACCUGCUGUCCGGCUGUGAUUAUUCCCUCUUUAAGGAUGGGAUUGAGCCCAUGUGGGAGGACGAGAGGAACAAGCGAGGCGGGCGCUGGCUCAUCACCCUCACCAAGCAGCAGAGGAGACAGGACCUGGACCGCUUCUGGCUGGAGACCCUGCUGUGUUUAGUCGGAGAGGCUUUCGACGACUACAGCGACGACGUCUGCGGAGCCGUGGUCAACGUUCGCAACAAAGGAGAUAAAAUAGCCGUCUGGACUUCAGACUUCGAGAACCGGGAGGCGGUGACGCACAUAGGGAGGGUUUACAAGGAGCGCCUGGGACUUCCUCUGAAGAUGACCAUCGGUUACCAGUCCCACACAGACACGGCCACCAAGAGCGGCUCCACCACCAAGAACAAGUUUGUGGUUUGAGGACACCCCCUCCCCCGACGGGCCUCCUUUCAUCGUCCUGUCUUACCCGUUUGUUUACUGCGCUACAAAGACUCUGCGAAAUGCAAUCAGGAGAAAAAUACAUAAAACUUCACGUCAAAUUGACCCUGAAUCAGCCACGGAUGCAUCGGUGACACUAACAAAGAGCCCUUUCUUUUUAGUGCCUUUCCUUCUCUGCUAAAUCCUUUUCUUGAUUUAAUUGUGGGGUUUUGUUUAUUCUGGGGAUUUUUUUUUUAAUUGCAGGGAAUCCUGAAAUGCAGAAAUUGUAUAUUUCUCACCCGUGUUUUGUACAGCAUCACUGUUUUGCUGUAAAGGCCUGAAAUACUUUUAAUUUAUUAUAUUAAUCUGCCUGCAUAUUAUUAGUUAUUCUUUUGUUUUAUGCUUUUUUGCCUCAAAUUGUUGCAGCCUUUUUAAAGUAUUAUAUAACUCAUAUUCACUUGAGUGUUAAUAUAAUUAAAACACUGGUUUUGCAAUUAAUAAA
This is a messenger RNA of Nothobranchius furzeri (turquoise killifish), 1195 nucleotides long. It is a transcript of the gene eif4eb, whose product is annotated as eukaryotic translation initiation factor 4eb. Gene Ontology annotation, cellular component: cytoplasm; eukaryotic translation initiation factor 4F complex. Gene Ontology annotation, molecular function: RNA 7-methylguanosine cap binding; translation initiation factor activity. NCBI's taxonomy places the organism in Eukaryota, Metazoa, Chordata, Actinopteri, Cyprinodontiformes, Nothobranchiidae. Gene Ontology annotation, biological process: translational initiation. The record is from RefSeq and is a predicted model, not a curated record.